CCUCCUCAGAGCAAACUCGGGAUGGAAAAUAUUGACUCGGGUCCAUCUUCUGAACUUUUCUGCUGUGUUUUUCAGGUUUGUACACUGCGAAAUCCACAAAGUUAUACCCUACAUCUAAACAAUGACAAACUAAACAUACCGUGAGUUUGAAGUGACUUGAGCGAGUUAUAUGGACUUAGAAAGAGCUCGAAAUAGCGCCGCCUCUCGGUGCGGGAAGCGAUCCUACAACCUGUGCAGAUUAUAACCAUAUACAGUCUUUGAUUAAAACACGAACAUCCUCCGAUAGUUGAGUUCAGUGUUAGCAUGAAGCAAAGCAGUGGAUUAAAACAGUAUUAAACAGUAUAAAAACUCAGUAUUAACUUUUGAAAAGUUUCAUUCUGCCUUUAAUAGGGUAUUUAAUGAAUGUUAAACAGGGGAGAAACCGUAUGAAGUAGACUUCAUUAAAGAAACAUAUGGACACUCUCACUGUGGACAUUCAAACAGAGAUAUUCUUGCAUAGAGGAAAGUUUGAUAUGGUUUUAUGUGUGUUUUUGGUUCCGUGAUAAAGAGCAAAUUCGGGAAGGAAAAUGAAUGGAUUGGGUCUCCAUCUUCUGAACUUUUUGACUGUGUUUUUCAGAUUUAGAGGCACUGAGCCGAAAAUCAAUUGUUACUGUAAAACUUAGCUGUGAAACCUGUAACAGAAACAACCAUGAAAACAACCAUCAUUAAUCUGAUGUUUAGAUCAGUCAUCCAAUAAAAAUUAAUCCAAUAAAAUACAUGCUUUUUGAUGAGAUUUUAAAUUUAUUGCAUUUAUGAAGUUUUCUUUAGAAAUAUUGCAUAACCAGAUUAAUUGACUCAGUCUGUACAUGUUCACUUUUAAUUCAUAGAUGAUUAAGUGCUUAUGUGACCAUUAUUUUACUACAUUUCUUCAUUCUCUAAAUACUUUUUUUCACACAGACUUUUAUUGUUUUGUUUCUCAGGCUCUUCUAUAUUCGUGAGUCUCUCUCUCUCUCUCUCUCUCUCUCUCAGUCAGCCUAUCUGUUUGCUUGCCUGCUUGUAGAGGGGCACACAGAGAAGAAGACAAAUCAACAUUUGAGUUAUGUUUGCCAUUUAUGCAAUAUAUACAUUUUCCCCUCUCAUAUGGUCUCUACUGGCUGAGUUAUGCGCAUUUUACUGCUCCUCAAAAGUGUUCAGUUAUCAAUGGACUUGUAUCGAUCUAAAGUUUCAUUGUGUAUAGAUAUUAUUUGUCUAAGUUAGCUGAGAAGUAUAUUUAUUCAAGACAUUCUCUGUUUCUACACACAGAAAAAGUGUCUCAUUCUUGUUUCACAGUCAAACCCUCAGAUAUGCUGUGCGCAGGCCCGGAUUAAACCUUCUGUGGCCCCUGAGGCUAAGCAAACCUAAUGGCCCCCCUCUGUCCCGCGCGCGCAAAAAAUUGGCAGUUUUUAUUGGUCAUUUUGUGGAAAUUACUGCAGUUAUGGGUGGUUAUUCAAUGGUUCCACUAGCCACCACCUCUAGCCAAACCACUGGGUUAAUACAACUGUGUGUCUGAACUCAAUUCAACAAGAGGUAGUGAAAAAGUCUUCAAGGAAAGCACAGAGGCUGGUGUACAGUUCACUUUUUUACUGUAGAAAACCUCAGGCAUUUUAAAUUAUAAGUAUAUAGCAAGCAUUAUAAAUAAAAGUUUAAGGCGUGAUAUGAAGGCCUGUUAUGGUUAUACAAUUUGUUUUUUAAAGGAUUGCUACACUGAGAUUUUUAUUAUUUUUAUAUUUGUUCUACAUUUGUCUGCGUUUGUGUUUUGAUCUUUAUUUUCGUAUUCUGUAGGGACUGAUAAAUGUCAGAGGUUUUGACACUGUGAUACUUGAAUAAAUGUUUUAUACUAUAUUUUGAAUUAAUUCAGUCCUUUUGUGCAUUUAUUUUUGUCUUGUUACAUUUUUUCCAUUAUUCCAAUUUUGGGGAGCGUGGUAGCAAUUUGACUGACUUUCAGCCAUUUAGGGCCAUGAUGUGCUGUUUAUAUUUUAUUGCUUUUAUUACACAGUAGGUUGUGUCAUUUUUAUGUAUGAAACAUAAGCUUUUAGCUAAAUAUACUGUAUAUAUUUCAUUGUGCUGGGUGCAAAUCACUUGAGUUGAGACGUUUUCUUCAAGAAAUUUGCUACAUUUCAUAAUCUGAAUUCACUUAUGCGUAUUCUAAGGCACCAAUAACUGUUUCAGAUGUUAGGUAGAUGUAUUUAUGACAUUUGAGAAAGAUUUUGUUUUGCCAGAAUCAACAUAGCAGUUUCUACAAGCAAAAACAGCAGUACCAUAUAAUCGUUUUUUGUGUUACUCACACAUAUGUACAUUUCUGGCUGGUCUUUUGUCUCACCCUGUAGAGAAAGCCACUUUCUAAUACUAGUUCUGUAAGUUUCCCAACGUGUCCUCGUAAAGUCGAGAACGUCUUCACUCUGGACAGAUGAUAGAUGCAUAUAGCAUCGUUUCGUUCCUUUUUGAUGCACUUUUGAAGGCUGUUUUCUUUUGUUCCUUUUCUUUUCUUCCUCCUCGCUUGUCUCGCUGGUAAACGCGUUCGUCGCCAUGUUUGUGUAUUUCUGAUACUAUGGCAACGAGACUCGGCUCCUAUUGGUCCACGUGACAAAAAUCGCUUCACCCCUCUGCAUAUUCGAUUGCGCGUGUGCAAGUAUCACUGCGCCGCAGAAAGGAAAUAGUUCGAUACCGAAACACUGAUUACUAAAAAUCGACUGGAUGGCAUGAGUAGAUAUUUUUUUUUAGUACUAACUAUCAAUAGAGCUAUUUUAUGAAUCACAGUUUAUGUUGCCCCACUGAAGUGGAACGAGAUUCACUUUCUAGGCACUUUUUCCUCUGUCCCAAUACAGCCUAAUCCUCCUCACACCGGGCGCAGCUCAUCAGCGUCAUAGCGGCUUCUGCUCGGGCUGAGUGGCCCCCCAUAGCCAAACGCCCUGAGGCUUCAGCCUCACUAUGCCUCAUGGUUAAUCCGGCUCUGGCUGUGCGUCAAAUUAAAACAGAUACUGAGGCGUCAUUUCAGUAAAAAUGCACACUAAAGAAAUGAUCUCCAGUUUAUUAAUUCCAAGGAUCACAAAGACCUGAGUUAUCAGCCUUUAUGUUUGUGUAAUGUGCAAAUGUUAAACUAUGCGGAGCUGGCUGUCUGCGGGCCGAGGCGGACGCGCUAAGUUUCAUGCACUGCGCUUUACCCAAGACACAAAACCGACAAAGGAUUGAUGACCUGAAGAAAAAGAAAAUCCGGGGAAGCGGUGAAAAGUGAUCCUCGUCUUAAAAUAAUUUUUAGAUAGGAAAUAUCAUUUAUUUAAUAAAUAUAGACGCACAAACGAAUAUUUUUUUCGCCUGGCUGUACAUGCAGGAUAGUCUACAAAAAAUCAAUACGGGCAUUUGGUCCACCACAUGUGUAUCUAGAAAUGUACCCCCACUCAAUACAACAACAGAAUAAUAAAAGAAACAAUAAAAUCAUAAAAAGCUUCAAUAUUUGUAGUUCACAGUUUUUAGGCCACAUAUUUUUACGAAGGUAAUGAGCCUUUUUGUAAGGCUACUAUUUAUUGUAUAGACAGCAAAAACACAGUAAAAGAGGGGAAACAGUUUGGAAGUCAAAAAUAGUCAAAGAUGAGCCAUGCUAGAUAAUUCAAGUGAAUAUGGUUUUCAUUUAGUCCAGUUUGUAGAUUAGAUUAGAUUAGAUUAGAUUGAACUUUAUUGAUCCUUUUGAGAAGGUCUCCUUGUGGAGAAAAACAUUUUGAAGACAUCUCUGAGACUUCUCAUCACCUAUUUUUGUGUGGUGGCCUGUAUACCUUUUUUAUUUGAUGUAAUUUAUAUAGCCUGGAAUUACUUCACAUUAGUUUAACUGCAGUAUAUUUUUUGUAUUGCGGUAAAAUGGUGUUAUUUUAAAUCUAUUAUUGUUCACACGCUGGUCUUUACCAUGGUGAUGAAGAUGAUGAUGAUGAUGUUCCUAAAAUUCCAAUUCAGUUCCAAACUAGAGCGCUCAAAUCCGCACGUGAAAACUUUCAUCUGUCGGACGAGAUCGAUUUAUUGGCAACUGUCAACUUCGAACGACGAAAAGAGCUUCAACUAACACUUAGAAGUUACUUUCGGACUGCAGUAUCAAACGACAAGUUAUGGCUUUACUCGCAUCUGGCAGAGAGAAGUUCCUUCUCUCCAUCUGCAUCAUCCGACUGCCCGAUGACUAUGGUAAAACUUGAUAAAAAAAUUUUUUUCUCUGUCUUUUAUGACAUUAAACUCUGGGGAAAGACUUGAAUAAUAUUGAUUUGGAUAUUUAUCCGUUUAAAACAUCGAAUUAUCUCAUAAUUUUUGCAGAAAAAAAGGACAACUUUGAUCAAAUGUUUAAUGUAAUAGGCCUAUUUUUUGACAGAAAUAGAUUCAUGUUUUUUUCGACUUAUACGGUCUUUAAAUAUUGAUAAAUGUAAUGUGCACCGACGGUAAUAGGAGUAACAUGAGUAAAAAUAUGAAUAUUAGUGUUUGAGCAAAAAUUGUUUUUUACUUGGUUGAAAUGUUUUAACAUUGAAAGUAAUGGGCAAAGAUGGCGCCGGUUCCAUUAUCGUUCCAUCGUUUAAAAAAAUGCUAAAAGUUGUAUGUUUCUCCCGCGCCAUGGAGACGACGUCAAAUAUUACACCUAUCGGAGACAUACGUCUGACGUCAGAGCCCGGGCCUGCUGUGAGUGUGAAUGACAGAGUUAUCAUGGCUGGUCAUCUACAUAUGAACAAUUCCUUCAUUACAAAUCAUUAAGCAGCAAAUAAUUCAACUCUGUAAUGAGGGCAGUUCCCGAGGCUUUAACUCACCUAAUGAACAUUUAACUGCGCUAAUGAACAAGAAAUGCCACAACAGACUCAUCGGUAGUAUCUUGUGUGAACGAAAGAGAAUUAAACCUGAGAGGAAAUCUUUCUGAAAUAGCGUUUUCAUUCAUGUUAACUGGGAACAAGCAUACCUUUUACCAUAGAAAUGUUGUAUCACAAAUAAUAUCAAGGAAAUAGCAUUAUAUUAAGGUCACACAACACUUAUCCAAUAGAUUUAUAAAUCUCCAAAAUAUAAGAAAUUGAUGACAAAGAAAUGCACUUUUUCAAUAAUGAAGAAUCCUCAUCACAAUAUUUUUUUCAUUGAACACAAUUGAAGGAUUUUCAGACUCAAAUGUUGGCAUAUUUGUUUAGUAAAACUAAACAUAAUAUUGUUACAAGCUGUUAAAAUGUUAUUAUGGUCACUCUGUAAUGGUUGAAUAUACCAUGUCUAUUGUAUGAUAAAAAAGGAUGACAGAGUUGGCAUGAAAUAGAUGAGCUUGUUGAAUUGAGUGUCAUGAAACUACACAGUCUUAAACUGGACCAUCAUCUCCACAGUCUUUGGUACAUUUAGAUUUUAAAAUGUGUCUUGCACUCGUCAGUAAAGUCAGUUCAAAAGGUUUGAGCAACUUUCAUCAUAUUAAAUGACAGUUAAAACAAAAAUCCAGUCAAACUUUAUUUUCACUGUGAAAGUAGCAUUGACAUCUUUGAAUGUGGUUUCAGUGUUUGGAGAAUAAGUGUUUCAUGUAUUACUGACACUUGAACUUGAUGAACUUGAAUCAUCUUUCAGUAUCAGAGUCUUUGUGUUCUUCUGUCUUCAAUCAUUUGAAUUUUGAAAUCAGAGUCCAGCAGCUACUCUGGCUUAUUUUUCUGGUCUUUAAGAAGUCCUGUCAUUGUCAUCCUGAGCGUUUGUUUCAUGUUUUUCUCUUCUCCUCUUUCUGUCCAGAGUUUCUGCCUGUGCCACGAGGAACCCUUCAGAUGUAUGUCACCAACCUGAGGAAUCGUCCCGUGGAGAGAGUUAGAGUGGUGUCCUUGAAAGAAACCGUGAUGAGCCUGUAUCACAACCUCAUCACAGGCUCUGGGGACUUCCCUGUGAUCCACUUCAGAGGACCCACUUUCUUCAGGCAGGAAUCUGCACCGUUUAGGAGGGAGGAGGACAAGGAGAACUCCAGACACCCCUCACAGGCAGCUCCACCAGGAAUGAUGGUGCCACUGGCAGGUUAUACUUCCCGCACCACCCUGAUGAACCAACCCCUUCCUGAGAGGGUGGAGCUGAGGACUCUGGGUGACCCCUGGACCCGAGUUCAUUCCCUGAUGGUAGACGGGAGGAAGACAAAAAGAGUGAUCUCCACCGUCUUUGAUUCUCAUCAGUCUGUCGUCACCAACCGCUGGAGGAUCACUGACUAUUCAGAAAACGGACAGUGCCUGAUGUCCGUCCUCUGUCGCUUCACAGCUGCGUCCACCCGCUGUGUUGAGAGACCAAAGAAGAGGAAGAGGGGCCAUGAAGAGGAGGACCAGGAUGGGGAGGGCAGCUGCCAGCCUCAGCCAAAGAGAAGACCAAUCAGAGUGUGA
Xyrichtys novacula (pearly razorfish) is the source of this 6353-nucleotide messenger RNA. The record is from the annotation of a GenBank genome assembly. NCBI's taxonomy places the organism in Eukaryota, Metazoa, Chordata, Actinopteri, Labriformes, Labridae.